AUGUGGAUAAUCAAGAUUUAUCCAAGUGAUACUAGAUGGGCAAGCUUUGGAGAAGUCAUAGUGGCAGAACUGGGCGGCGAAGAACAUCCGGACCGGUUGACCAUCUUCCAAUCCAGGCCAAACCUGAAAAAGGGGAGCAUGUUCACCGGAAACGAACCUACCUCGCCCACUAAAUAUGAAACUAUGAGUUCAGAUGAGCAGCUUCAAUUAGUCAAAGAAAUGGAAAUGAUCUUCAGCUACCUAAAUCACAAGGAUAUAUGGCCUAAGGACUGUGCUGUCUACGAGGCGAUUUACGACCAUAUGGGUAACUUCGAUACUUGGUACAGCACACAGCAAGGUGCAGGCACCACGAUUCCAAGCCUACUGAAAGAAUGGAAGGAGUACAACCGCUUAGUGCUCGACUCCAUGGUCCGUAGAGCUAGAGACACCGAGAUCUGGAUGUACAACAACAAGGAGAACUACUUCAACAUCAAGAUAGCGAGUACCUGUAAGAACAUGGACAAGUCUAGAGUCUAG
Messenger RNA from Fusarium oxysporum Fo47, 516 nucleotides. RefSeq lists its product as uncharacterized. Lineage: Eukaryota; Fungi; Ascomycota; Sordariomycetes; Hypocreales; Nectriaceae. The coding region runs from base 1 to 516 and encodes 171 amino acids. The transcript is spliced from 4 exons. The record is from RefSeq and is a predicted model, not a curated record.